AGCAGCAAUGGCUAUUUGACACUGGUUAUCUCAUCAUGGAAGUACGAAUGUUUCUAAUAAUUUGAGCUGCUUCAUGGGCUAUGAUGCUCCCGAGGAAGUUUGUUUACAUUGGCUGUGAUAUGAUGAUCAAGGGGAUACUUUUUCUUCGGGGACCAAAAAGCACGCUCUCUAUAGACUCCCUCUCACUCCCUUUGUUUGAUCACCUCUAGCUCCUUCAUGCACUAGUAAACCAUUGGAUUAAAUCUACAUUGAUGUCUGGAGCACCACUCGCUGCUCUCUUGAUGGAUUUGAUCACAUCUUCCCUUAGUUCAAACGCCAUGUAGAAAAUUACUAAUAUUUCUUUACUCUAAUUAAAUCAUUUUUUUCCGAAUAAUGGCAACCAUUUUGCCGAGAGAAUGGCUAUUUGGAGGUGCUCCAAUAAGCCAAGGGUGUUUCUCAAAAUCUUUUAAGCAAGAAAUUAAGAGCUACCAAUACUUCACCAUCACUGCAGCACUACUGGCUUUCCCAUAUGCAGCAUCCAUCCUCCUCCUCCAGUCCUUGACCCUUUCAUCGUCUUUCGUCCUCCUUCUCCGGGCCCGCAUUCGCGCCCUCUUUAACGCGUCCGGGUUCCCUCCCCACUCAAUCCUCGAAAGAAAGCUCCCGGAGACCAUUGCCGUGGCGGUUCUUGCCCUCCCUUCCUCCCUCUCCUCAUCCCUCCUCAGCAAAGCCUCUGUCAUCCACGCUCUCCACACCAGUCAAGAUCAUCCCAAGAACGCGUCUUUUUCGCAUUUUUUCAAACUUUACGCCAUUUUGAUCCAUACCCAAAUCUGCAAUUCCCUUUUUACCCUCUCCACAAACGCAACCUGUUUCUCAUUGGUGUUCUUGGCAUUCAACCUGGUUAAUGGAUUCGGGGUUUCUGAUCUCCCUGGGCUCGUCCCGUUCCUCUCUGCAACAGGGGCAGUCCUUUCCUCCUUCACAGUUUCAAUCACUUUCCUCAUUUGCCCUUUGACACUGAUCAUUUCAGGAGUGGAGAAAACAGGGGGAUUCAUGGGAGCUCUCAGCAAGGCUUGUGGUCUGAUCAAGGGAAGAACGGAAACGGCGUUGUGGUUAUCUGUGUGGAUCAACGCUUUAAUGGCUGCCGUUGAAGCUCUGUUCCAGUACAGAGUUGUGAGGGGUUAUCGUGAUAAUGGAGAAACUGGGAGUUUUUCAGUGGCCGUGGAGGGGAUGUUCAUUGCCUAUUUGUACUCUGUUGUUCUUGUUCUUGAAACUAUUGUUGCCUAUUAUUUUAUAUCCUCGGGUGGCUCAAAAUGGAAUAUUGCCAUCCCAUACUAAACUUGAUUGUGAAAAUGAUUAAAUGAGUGAGAGCAGU
Messenger RNA from Cuscuta campestris, 1348 nucleotides. NCBI's taxonomy places the organism in Eukaryota, Viridiplantae, Streptophyta, Magnoliopsida, Solanales, Convolvulaceae. The record is from the annotation of a GenBank genome assembly.